Molecule: messenger RNA, 2110 nt
Organism: Pipistrellus kuhlii (Kuhl's pipistrelle)
Lineage: Eukaryota; Metazoa; Chordata; Mammalia; Chiroptera; Vespertilionidae
Product: polyunsaturated fatty acid lipoxygenase ALOX12-like
Exons: 14
Coding region: 83-2110 (675 amino acids)
Biological process (GO): linoleic acid metabolic process; lipid oxidation
Cellular component (GO): sarcolemma; cytosol
Molecular function (GO): arachidonate 12(S)-lipoxygenase activity; protein binding; linoleate 13S-lipoxygenase activity
Source: RefSeq, a predicted model, not a curated record
AGGCAGCAGGAGAAAGCCUGGCUGCGGAAUCUUUGGUACCAAUAAAGGGACCUCUGCCACCCAGGAGAGCCCACCUGCUGCCAUGGGCCGCUACCGCAUCCGCGUGGCCACUGGGGCCUGGCCCUUCUCUGGGUCUUUCAACCGCGUGCAGCUGUGGCUGGUGGGGGAGCGCGGGGAGGCAGAGCUGGAGCUGCAGCUGAGGCCAACGCGGGGCCAGGUGGAGGAGUUUGAGCAGGACAUUCCCCAGGACUUGGGGCCACUGCAGUUCGUGAAGUUGCGCAAACACCACUCUCUGGUGGACGACGCCUGGUUCUGCGACCGCAUCACCGUGCAGGGCCCGGGAGCCUUGGAGGAGGCCGCCUUCCCCUGCUACCGCUGGGUGCAGGGCGAGGGCCUGCUGACCCUGCCCGAGGGCACUGCCCACCUGGCAGGAAACAAUACCUUGGAUGUCUUCCAGAAGCAUCGAGAAAAGGAACUGGAGGAAAGACAGAAAAUCUACUGCUGGGCCACCUGGAAGGAAGGGUUACCCAUGACAAUUGCUGCAGACACUAUAGAUGAUCUGCCUUCAAAUAUGAGGUUCCAUGAGCAGAAGAGGCUUCACUAUGAAUGGACAGUGAUUGGAGGGCUUAUGGAGAUGGUCCUCAAAUAUGUUUACACCUUCCCAAGCCCCUGGAAACGCCUGGAAGAUUUUGACCAGAUCUUCUGGGGACAAAAGACUGCCCUGGCUGAGAAGGUUCACCAGCGCUGGCAGGAAGAUGAGCUUUUUGGCUACCAGUUCCUCAAUGGCGCCAACCCCAUGCUGCUGAGACGCUCCACCUCUCUGCCCUCCCGGCUGGUGCUGCCCUCGGGGAUGGAGGAGCUUCAGGCCCAGCUGGAGAAAGAACUCCAGAAUGGUUCCCUGUUUGAGGCUGACUGCAUCCUACUUGAUGGAAUUCCAGCCAACGUGAUUCAAGGAGAGAAGCAGUACCUGUCUGCCCCCCUUGUCAUGCUGAAGAUGGAGCCCAGUGGGAAGCUGCUCCCCAUGGUCAUCCAGAUCCAGCCUCCCAGCCCCAGCUGCCCCACCCCACCACUGUUCCUGCCCUCAGAUCCUCCCCUUGCCUGGCUCCUGGCAAAGAUGUGGGUCCGAAGUUCAGAUUUCCACGUUCAUGAACUCCAGUAUCACUUGAUGAACAUUCAUCUGCUGGGUGAGGUCAUCGCUGUGGCCACCAUGAGGUGCCUCCCAGGACUGCACCCUGUCUUCAAGCUCCUGAUCCCACACACCCGCUACACCCUGGACAUCAACACCAGGGCACGGAACCAACUCAUCUCAGAUGGAGGUAUAUUUGAUAAGGGAUGGAGCACAGGUGGAGGAGGCCAUAUACAGGUGCUCCGUCGGGCCAUGACUCAGCUGACCUACCGCUCCCUCUGUCCUCCUGACGAUCUGGCUGACCGGGGUCUGCUGGGAAUCCCAAGUGCCCUCUAUGCCCAUGAUGCUUUACAGCUCUGGGAGAUCAUUGCUCGGUACGUGGAGGGGAUUGUGCACCUCUUCUACCACGGGGAUGACGUUGUGAGAGGGGACCCUGAGCUGCAGGCCUGGUGUCGGGAGAUCACGGAGGUGGGGCUGUGCCAGGCCCAGGACCAAGGUAAGAUCCCUCCCCAGAGAAGGGAGCACCUUAAACCCUCUGACCAGAGGCCCUUUUCAGCCUUGCUCUUCUGGGACCAUGACCCCAACCCCUCAUCAUCCCUGACCCUCCACACAUGGAGUUUCCCUGUGUCCUUCCAGUCUCGAGCUCAGCUCUGCCAUUUCCUUACCAUGUGUAUCUUCACAUGCACUGCCCAGCAUGCAGCAAUCAACCAGAGCCAGUUGGACUGGUAUUUCUGGGUCCCUAAUGCCCCAAGCUCAAUGCGGAUGCCCCCACCCACCACCAAGGAAGAUAUCACAAUGGACACAGUACCACUGGGGCAUCACAAAGAAGAGUAUUUCUCAGGUCCUGAGCCCAAGGCUGUUUUAAGGCAGUUUCAGACAGAUUUGGACAACUUGGAAAAGGAAAUCGUGGCCCGGAAUGAGCAGCUAGAAUUACCCUAUGAACACCUGAAACCCAGCCUCAUAGAGAACAGCAUCACUAUUUGA